UGUCCAGUAGCUGCUGACCAGCACUGCUCGACGUUGAUUGCAGAAAAAAAACAAGGAAAACAACGACCUGAGAUUAUGCUGAAAUAAAUAGCCUGAUAUGAGCUGCCGUGCUGACCUGUAGAGCAAACCGACACGAGGCAUGUUUAGGAAACUGCUCAAGAUGUGGAUUCUGCUCCGACCCACCCACUGGCUGAUCCUGAUAGCCCUGUGCGCGGUCACCUGUGCAGGUUACUGGUUGCUUUGGUCAGAGAUUCGCCUGGAACAUGCCUUCAAGCCGCUGUCCAGGCUGGGCGAUUCCCUGAGCCCAGAUCAGCAUGCCUCGUCCACCACCGAUGACUUUGACUUCGAGGAGCACUUGGUGGUGCUUUACAAUCGCGUUCCAAAAACGGGAUCCACCAGUUUUGUCAACAUAGCAUACGAUCUGUGCAAGCCCAAUAAAUUCCAUGUGCUGCACAUUAAUGUCACUGCCAACAUGCACGUCCUCUCGCUUCCUAAUCAAAUCCAAUUCGUGCGCAAUGUUUCCAGGUGGCACGAGAUGAAGCCAGCUCUUUAUCACGGCCACAUGGCCUUCCUAGACUUCUCAAAAUUCCAAAUCGCCCACAAGCCCAUCUACAUCAAUUUGGUGCGCAAACCUCUCGACAGACUUGUCUCCUACUACUACUUUCUACGUUUUGGCGACAACUACCGACCGAAUUUAGUCCGCAAGAAGGCGGGCAAUAAAAUUACCUUCGAUGAGUGCGUGGUGCAGAAACAACCCGACUGUGAUCCCAAAAACAUGUGGCUGCAGAUACCCUUCUUCUGUGGCCAUGCAGCCGAGUGCUGGGAACCCGGCAGCAGUUGGGCCUUGGACCAGGCCAAGCGCAAUCUAGUCAACGAAUACUUCCUAGUCGGAGUCACCGAGCAGAUGUACGAGUUUGUGGAUCUGCUUGAGAGAUCCCUCCCAAGAAUUUUUCACGGCUUUCGUGAGCACUAUCAUAACUCAAACAAAUCUCAUCUUCGGGUGACAUCUUCCAAGCUUCCUCCCAGCGAAUCGACAAUUAAGGCCAUUCAAAAGACAAAAAUCUGGCAAAUGGAAAACGAUCUGUACGAUUUCGCUCUGGCCCAAUUCGAGUUCAACAAGAAGAAGCUCAUGCAGCCGGACAACAAGCACGUGCAGAAGUUCAUGUACGAGAAGAUUAGGCCCAAAUGAUUGCAAAGAAGGCGACGGAGUCGCAGAGCGAGGAUUCGGCGGACUCCAGUUAUCUAACCACGAGUCUCCGACAAUUGUAUUGUAAAUACGUAAC
Drosophila sechellia is the source of this 1283-nucleotide messenger RNA. It is a transcript of the gene Hs2st, whose product is annotated as Heparan sulfate 2-O-sulfotransferase. The transcript is spliced from 5 exons. Gene Ontology annotation, cellular component: membrane. Lineage: Eukaryota; Metazoa; Arthropoda; Insecta; Diptera; Drosophilidae. Gene Ontology annotation, molecular function: heparan sulfate 2-sulfotransferase activity. The coding region runs from base 140 to 1189 and encodes 349 amino acids. The record is from RefSeq and is a predicted model, not a curated record.